Molecule: messenger RNA, 1884 nt
Organism: Myripristis murdjan (pinecone soldierfish)
Lineage: Eukaryota; Metazoa; Chordata; Actinopteri; Holocentriformes; Holocentridae
Gene: golga7ba
Product: golgin A7 family, member Ba
Exons: 5
Coding region: 80-556 (158 amino acids)
Biological process (GO): protein targeting to membrane; peptidyl-L-cysteine S-palmitoylation
Cellular component (GO): palmitoyltransferase complex
Source: RefSeq, a predicted model, not a curated record
CCUUCAGUCCAAUCCGUCCCUGUGUCCCACUAAAGCGAUUUCAGCGCAGGGACUCGUCCCUACGGCCACGGAUGGCAACAUGGCGACGGAGUUCCACAACCUGCAGGAACUGAGGCACAGUGCCUCGCUGGCCAACAAGGUCUUCAUCCAGAGGGACUACAGCGAGGGGACCACCUGCAAGUUCCAGACCAAGUUCCCCUCUGAGCUGGAGAGCAGGAUUGAGCGCACACUGUUUGAGGACACUGUGAAGACACUUAAUAAUUACUACGCAGAGGCAGAGAAGAUCGGAGGCCAGUCUUACCUGGAGGGAUGUCUGGCCUGUGCUACAGCUUAUCUCAUCUUCCUCUGCAUGGAAACACGCUAUGAGAAGGUGCUGAAGAAGAUAGCCAAGUACAUCCAGGAGCAGAAUGAGAAGAUCUAUGCUCCCAGGGGUCUGCUCAUCACUGAUCCCAUAGAAAGGGGGAUGCGCGUUAUUGAGAUUUCCAUCUAUGAGGAUCGGGGCUCCAGCGGGUCCAGCUCGGGGAGCAGCUCCAUGUCCGGUAGCACCGCCCGAUGACUGGGUGCUGAUCGCCACCACAUCCCCCAAUCACUCACAACCCUGGAGGUCAGCCUGGAGAACCAAGGACAAUGAUACGCAGCUCCUGUCCCAACACUUAGCUCACACAUCCCAAGGCUACGUUCACACAAAGGGUUUUGCUAGCAUGUGAGAUUACAGAUAGGCAUGUUGCUCCUCACCUUCCAUCACAUAGAAAAGCUGUACUUGCUUCUUUUCCUCAGCAAACGCUUAAAACAUGCACUUUAAUAGUAUGUCGCAAAGCAAGGUGCAAGUGCUCGUACAAUAAUGCUAAGAUGCAAUGUCUCACUGAAAAUAUCUUUUUAAAAACACAGUUUGCUGGUAACACUUUGUGUGAAUGUACCAUUAUUUGCCUUUCUGUCAUUCUUAAAGUUAUCACAGUCAUACACGUGUGAUUUGGUAGGGGAGAAAAAGAUGGAGGGAGGAGAGAGGAAGUAUCGAAACAGGAGUGAAGACACCCAAACCUGACCCAACCUCACACCUCAGCCACCUCAGCUGCACCGCGCAGGGCCGAUCAGCCAGAACCUCACCCGGACCGCACCCGACCCGCUGAGAGUCAGCCUACCACGGACAUAGACUGAAUGGAGCUCAUUACCUCCAACCUCACACACAUCAGACAACGGCUCUACGGCACAUCCUUUUACAGUUGUUAUUUGUACUUGUUUGAGCAUGCUGCAAUCUCUCCAAUUCACUGGUCUCAAAAGUACAAAUUCAAGGAUGUAUGACAAUCUGAGCAGGGUCUCGCAAACCUUCACUUAGCCAGAAAUACAAAGGCAAGGAGCCAAUCCUCCCACGUCUGAUGGAAAACUGUUAAAAUGUCAGCUGUCUGGUGGCAGAUGAAUGUAAUUCAGUCCAUCCAUGUAUAUAAUGUAGCAGAACUAUAGUAUUUCUCACAUGAAGCUUGUAUUUAACUUAUUAGACAGACACGCGCACACACCCACACACAAUGAAAUACUAACCUCUUGGUUUCACUGAGCGGGACCAACUCUUCCAAAAUUUUGAUUAUGCAAUGACCUGCUCGGCAUUAAGUGCAGCAGGGUGUAGAGAAAGAACGAGUCAGAAGUCUUCCUGAAUUUCACCUAUUGUGUUUUGAAAUACACAAACGCUUCCUUAAUUGCUGUACAAACCUCCAAAGAACAACAACAACUGCCAAAAUUGCCCCACAAAUGUGAAUGUGUCUUUUAUUUUUUGGUGACAUUCUGUAGUUGUGCAAAAAGAAAAGAAACAAUCUUUCAUAUUGCUUGUUGUUUGAUACACAUGGCAAUGCGGUGUAUUACUAGCGUCAAAUAAAUACUGUUUCAUCACAGCCA